AUGUCGAGUAAAUUGAAGAAGAUAUUCAACUUUGCCAAGAGAAAGAAAUCCUCCACCGGCACCCCCGACAAUGGCAGCGUGCUCUCUGUGGGCUACGAGUUGAAAGACAAGGACUUGGGGAAGGUGCACAAGGCGGCGUCAGUGGGAGAUUUGGCCAAGUUAAAACAGUUAGCAUCCAAACAGAAGAAUGACAUCAAUCAGCUGGAUAAAGAGAACAGAAGUGCACUUCAUAUUGCUUGUGCUGCUGGACAUGUUGACGUGGUCCAGUUCCUUGUUGAGAGUAAAGCCAAGCUUAACCUGUGUGACAAUCAAAUCCGAUCCGCCUUAAUGAAGGCGGUGCAGGGGCAGCAUGACACCUGCGCCACCGUCCUCCUGGAGAAUCAUGCAGAUCCAAACCUGGUGGACACAAACGGGAACACAGCGCUGCACCUCGCGGCCAGCAUCCCGUCUGUGGCCACGGCAGGGCUGCUGCUGGAGCACGGGGCCGACAUCAACGCUCCCAACAAGGAGGGUCUCACACCUUUGAGCGUGGCGGUCCGUGAAGAUCACGUGGAGAUGGCGGAGUUUCUGCUCAAAGAAGGAGCAGACGUCAACGCUGAAGACGACAGUAAAAGGUCGGCUCUGAUGAUGGCUGCUGGAAACGGCCAGUACGACAUGCUGCAGCUGCUGCUACGGCAUGACGCUGAUGUUUCACUGAAGGACGACAGAGGAUGGUCUGCUGACGACUACGCCACACAGAACCAACACCAUGCUUGUUCUCAUCUCAUCGAUAAUCACACUGCCCAGAAAAGUGAUGGAGCAUCUUUAUUACGUCAAGACCAAAGCAAAAACAAGAAAAAACCCUCUGGAGCCUUCCAGCGCUCCGGGGCCGGCUUCUCUCUGGAAGGACCGGCGAUCGACAAAGACGAGCAUGGAACAAAACAAGCAGGGGGAGAUGUUGAGGACGUCUCCCAGUCAGAGUCUGUGAGUCGGGUUUCAAAAAGCGGCGCUGAUGAUUGGCCCUCUUCAGAUAAUGACGAUGAAUCGCCCAUCGUUCAAAAGAAACCCAAGAAGUACAACCUAAGGCAAAUGUUUGCAUCUAAAGCUGGAGCUUCGGCGCAGCUCGACACGUCUCUGAGCGGCGUCGAGUCUGAACCAGAGCCUGAGAUAGUCCCCCACAUCGCUCCUCCAGUCCCCCAGGCCCUACCCUCCACCAGCACCCGCUCCGUCCCUGUAGACCCCCAUCCCGAGUCGCUCCCAUUCAAACCUCCACGGCUGACCUCCACCCCUCUGUCCAGCUACAACAAGAAGGGAGAGAGUGCCCUGUCUGAGCAGCCUUCAUGCAGUAAAGCAACAGAGGAGUCUCAAGAGGAAAGCUCAGAGGAGGAGGAGGAUGAGGGAGAGGAUGAUGACGAUGAAGAGGAGGAGGAAGAAGAAGAAAUCAGACUAGACGUGAAAGAAGACUGCAUCGUGUCGGCCAUUAGAGUAGAGGCCAAGCUUUCUGAUGAGGAUGACGGCACAGGGAAUUCAGAUGGCGUUGAGAAUCCAGGGAGUGCUGAAGCGAGAUCAAGGAGCCAAGAAUCCGAUUGGGACGGCCUCCGUGACCACGAGGAAGCAACGGUAGGAAAACGGAAGUCGUCGUGGGGAUCUUCAAUAGACAGCGACACCGAGUUACCCAAAGACCAUAGAAAAGUAGAGGGAAGUGGUUUAAGAACAGAUAGCCCUACUGUGGGAGGUGGAGCAACAACACAGUCAAAAGCUGUUGCUACUUCUGAACGCAAUGGAUCUCAAGUUACGGACAAGUCUAAAUCUCGGAAGUCUGAUUCAGAGUCUGACUGGGAUUCAGAUUCAGCUAAAGAUAAUGUGAUGUCUCCACAAGUCGCACGUAUACCUGAGAAAAAUGGAGCAAGCGUUCAUCCAGACGACAAUGCAGGACCAGCUUUACAACCGCUGCCGUUGGGGUCCGAAGAGAGAGAUUCGGAUGGUGAAAACAGUUGGAGCGAUCAUGAAGAAAACCUCUUCGAUACAAACAAGAUCCACCCCACACACGUCAUAUCCAGUGACGAUUCGGACAGCCAGGAUCAGAACCUGGAGUACGACGUCGCAACGGCCACGGUCCACAUUCCAGACGUCCGAGAUGGCGCCAAGUUGCUUUCGUAUGUUCCUUUUGAGGGCAGGGCUAAGAGUAGAAUCACACGUCAAGAAGAAUGGGAAGAAACACCUGCCCAUGGGUCUUCUGAUGAAGCACUGCCUCAAACAGAUAUCGACGAUGUGGACGUGGAUUCACAAGAUGGAGGUUUCAGUCUUGUCUGCUCUAAGGAAAAGAAAUGUGUCUCUCAGAAAGAAAUGUCGACGGAUGACGACAGUGAUCAGAACGAAGACUUGAAGGAUCAGGAUGAAGAGGAGGAGUCUGAGGAAGAGGGGGAGGAGCCAGAGGAGAGCGACCAGUCCCAUGGCGCGGCCUCCACCAUCCCCGAGACCGAUGCAUCCAAGGACAAAAAGAGGGAUUUCAUGUCGGAGUUGGGUUUAGAGAAGGAAGAACCAGUCCAGGAUUCUUGGGACUCUGAGUCUGAUUUGGACGACGUCAAUUUACUUCAUGAAAAGAAAGAGGAGAAAGUGGUCCAUCAAGAGGAACUGCCCACAGUCAAAGAGCAUGAGGAGGACCUGUUUUAUAUCCCCUCAUUUGUAAGAAGGGAGGGGAGCGGGAGGAGGUCUGUGCUAGAGUAUCGGCGGAGUGUAGACCCCACAGGCAGCCGGGGCGAGGUUAACAGCAGCAAUGUUGAUCAAGAGGAAAAGGACCCUGGUGAAAGUUUACAGAAAGAGAGUGAAAAGACAAAAUGGGGACCAAUUCUAAACAAGCUUGAAGGUGUUUCAGACCAAAAGACGGACCAAAACACCGACUUAAUGCAAGAGCUGGGAUUAGGAAAUGUAGAUGACAUUGCAGACGCCUCUGACUGGGACUCUGCCAGCACCGCCAGUAAACGCACUCUUCCCGGGGGCCGCAGGGUGCCUUCACCAGGGAUCGAGGAGUUCGCAGAAUCCCCUGAGCCUCCAAAGAAAGAGGAGGUUCCUAAAGCUGCAGCAGUCACACCUCAAAGCAGCUUCAACUCCAGAACAGCCAGCACCGCGUCUGCCCCUGCCUCAGCCUCAGCCCUUGCCUCUGCCCCUGCCUCAGCCUCAGCCCUUGCCUCUGCCCCUGCCUCAGCCCUUGCCUCUGCCUCUGCCCCUGCCUCAGCCUCUACCUCUGCCUCUGCCCCUGCCUCAGCCUCAGCCCUUGCCUCUGCCCCUGCCUCAGCCCUUGCCUCUGCCUCUGCCCCUGCCCCUGCCUCAGCCCCUGCCCCUGCCUCUGCCCCUGCCCCUGCCUCUGCCCCUGCCUCAGCCUCUGCCCCUGCCUCAGCCUCAGCCCUUGCCUCAGCCUCUGCCCCUGCCCCUGCCUCAGCCCCUGCCCCUGCCUCAGCCCCUGCCCCUGCCUCUGCCCCUGUGCCUCACCCACAGCCACGGGCCAGGAAAAUGACCCCUCGUGAAAGUCAAGAGGAGUCCGACUGGGACUCUGACCGGCAAAGUGACAAUCAUAUGAUGGAGGCAGUUUACCAGCAGGCCUUAGAUCAACCAGAUUCCCCAAAGUCAGAGUCCGAAUCAGCAGGAAAAAUCUCAGCAGACGAGACAGAGCCAGAGGACGAAGCACCGGUGCAUAAACACAGCAGCACAGAGACAUGGAGACACACAGAGCUGCAGCGCCUCUCUGCGUCCCGGGACAAAAGCGGAAAUCUGACUGAAGACGUGGGAUCUGAGAAACGUGAGCUUGGAACAGGAUUCAGGGAAGAGCUGACGGCACGAGCGGCUCCACAAGAACGCAAGCCAUUACCCACCAAACGCACCAACGGAGCUCCAGCCAAACCCAGCUUUCCCCUGCAGCAGAUGCACAGCAGCAGACACCACCUCCAGGGCCCUCAGGAGCCCAGAGGGGCCCCUAGACAUGUUAACGGGAACCCUCUGUCUGUGUUUGACGAUAGCUCUUUAAGUGACGUGUCUGAAGAUGAAGUCAGACUUCCUAAACAAGUCAACAAAAAUGAGAAUUCUGAGGAGGUGGAGCCGGCGGAGGACUUUGAUGAGCUGAGCCAGUCCUCGGACACGGCCACAGACGAUCUGGACUCUCCGUCUGCGGGAUACAGACACGCCGCUCUGCUGGUGGACAAGCUGGACUCCACCUCUCUGGACUCCAGAAACAUGGUGAAACUGCAGAACAUUUUCCAUGAGUACGAGCACACCAUCCAGAAGCUGAAGAGCCGCCACAGUUACCUGUCGGAUAAAGUGAACCAGCUGGAGAUGGAGAGAGUGGACACCAAAAACACACUGGACGAAGUCAAAGAUGUCAAGUCGACCCUGGAGCGAAAUCAACUGGAGCUGCAGACUGAAGUCACAAAUCUAAAGUUCCAGUUGAAGCAAGAGCAGGAGAAUCGACGUAAUGCCACAAUGAUGUACAACAGCACUAAAGAGAAGCUGAAGAGGACUGAGGAGCAGCAACAGCUCGAGGUCCAAGAAAAGCAAAAGAUCGAACUCACUCUAAGGAACUUGGAGCUGGAAAUGAGGACUCUGGUCAAUAACCUGAAGCAGGAAAGUGAGGACCACAGUGAGACUCAGAGGCUGCUGGUCCAGGAGCGCAGUGCGAGGGCCCUCCAAGAAAACCUACUGAACGGACAUCUGCGAAAACAGCAGGAGAUAGAAGCAGAGAACAAACGAAACAUCAGCAAAAGCCACCAAGCUCUGUCUCAGCUCACAGAGGCCAGCGACCGGGAGAGAGAGCUCCAUCAGCAGAACACCUCUCUCCAGGAGCAGAUCUGCAUCCUGAGAGCAGACCUGGAGCGUUCACAAGCCAACAGCAGCCUGAAGGAGAGCCACCUGCUGGAGGAGAACGAGACCCUGAAGGAGCAGCUGGAAGACUCCCGCAGAGACGUCAAAGCCAACAGUGAAGCUCUCACUCAAACUGCCUUUAACUGCAACAACCAACUCACCACGCUGAAGUCUGAGCUGGCCAUUAUGACCAACCGCUUUGAGAAUGAGAAGCAAGCUCGGGACACGCUGGAGCGGGAGCUGGAGUCCACUCGCACUCGUCUGACAGGAGCCGUGCAGGAAGCAGAGAGGUGUAUGGCGUCCAUCGCAGACACAGAGAAGGCUCUGCUGAGAGAGAAGGAGGAGAGCCAGCGGCUGAAGGACCGACUCACAGCUGAGGCCACCAGUCACCGCGAGGCUGUGAGCAGUCUGACUCAAAAACUGUCCAAAGCCGAGGCGCAGGGGAACAGUGUGGAGAACGAGGUGCACAGAGUGUCUCUGCAGCUCACAGAGAAGGGGCUGCUGCUGGACGUCCUGCAGAAGGAGAAGGAUCAGCUGGCAGCGCAGGUCAAAGAGCUGGACAAAGCUCUUCAGGCCCAGAAAGACAUGGCCACAAAGACAGGAGCGCGACAUGAAGCCACACAGGAGCGUCUGGCCCAGGCUCAAAGCGAUGGCAUGUUACUGCGGCAACAGCUGGAGGAGGCCAACAACAAAGGAGAGGCUAAAGAGAGGGCUGUGACUGAUGCACAGGAGCGCUUCAGUGACAUGCUGUCCAAGCUGCGCUCUGACUGUGAGGAGAGGGUCCUGCUGGUGGAGGAGAGGAACAAGGAGCUGGCCAGUAAGGCUGCUGACCUCAGGGACCAGGUGUACAAGUUGGAUGAAGAGAAGAAUGAGAGAGAGACAAACCUGCGGCAGCUGCAGCAGGAGCUGGCCGACUCCCUGAAGAAACUGUCCAUGAGCGAAGCCUCUCUGGAGGUGAACACUCGUUACCGUAACGACCUGGAGGAGGAGAAGGCCCGCAUCCUCAAGGACUUAGACAGACUCAAAGAAAAGCUGGCAGAGAGUGAGGCUCAGUAUGUGCAGGCAGAGAGACGCUGCAACUCUCUGAAGAGCGGCUUUGAUGAAAAGGAGAAGAAACAUGUAAUUACAGCUCAGAGACUUCAGGAGGCGCUGUCUGCCUCAGCAUCGUCUGCUGCCACAAUCAAACAACUGGAAGAUGCUGUUCAGAGGUUGGAGAUAGACAACGCAAGGCUGGAGGCAGCUGCAAAACAACAGUCCAACAGAAUCGAGGCUCUACAGAAAGGCUCUCAGGAAGCUGCCAUGGUCAGGGGGCAUUUUGAGGAGUUGGUCACAAACCUCCAAAGCAGAAAGAUGUCUUUGGAAGACCAACUCAGUAGAGAGGUGCAGAAGCAGAGCAUGUUGUCUCACACGGCUCAGGACUCGCAGGCUUUAUGGGAGCAGGAGGUGAAAGGCCGGUCCAAGUUAGGGCUGCGUUUGUCGGAGCUGGAGAAGGAAAAAGGGGAGCUGGCGUCUCAGAUGGAAAUAGAGAAGAAAAAAGUGAAGAAAAUCGCAGAACAGAAGAAGGCGGCGGACGCUCGACUCGAACAGGAGAUAAACAGGAACUCUGAGCUGCAGAAAGAAAUGUACAGGCUGCGCACUUUAGUGAAAACAGCCAAAAAGAAGCUGCGCGAUCAGGACUCCGGAGCAGAGUACAAUUCUCCAGUGAACAACCUGAGGAUGGACAUGUCCCGACUCAACCAGGACUCCAGGAAGACGGACGAGCUCCAGACGCAGCUGCAGCGAGAGAGCGAGCAGCGCAGUCAGCUGGAGAAGGACAACAGCGCCCUGAGGGAGGAGCUGUCGAGCCUGAGGCGUUCAGGACGAGCAGAGGGGGAGCUGCAGGAGCUGAGGAGGCAGAUGGAGGAGGCGCAGAGGGAGCAGACUCAGGCCGAGGAGAGAGCCAGGCACGAGCUGCAGCACAAACUAGAGCAGGUCAACCUCUUCCUGCAGACCCAGGCGGCGUCUCAGGAGGCUCUGGACCAGAUCAAAGCGGCCAAUCAGGCGUCGGUGCAGUCGCAGCUGGAGCAGAGGAUCCGUGAGCUGGAGACGGAGGUGUCCAGAGCCAGGUCCAUGCAGCAGGACAGCCUCAGCCAGAGAGACUGCAGCCGCACCGAGCUGGAGCGAUACCGAGGCCUGCACGCCGAGGAGCUGCGCCUGCGACAGUCUCUGGCCGCCAAACUGGAAAGGGCCAAUGCUCGUCUCACUGAAGCCAACUCUAAGUUACUGAGUGAACGCAGCAAGUCUCUGAUCGCCGGCAGUUUGGUGACCAGCUCUGCGCUCGGGGCUUCUCUGGGAUCGUCUGCCGGGGCUCUGGGACUGGACCGGACUCUUGGUCUGUCUCUGCUCAGUCCUGCGGGCUCGGGACACAGCAGAGGGGUGGAGGACUAUCUCACUAAGAUGAGAACUGAGUUGGACAGAAACAUAUCGAAGGAGUUGAGAAGUGCCACCGCGGAGCUGGACCUGGCCUCGGCCCGUCUCUCUCCGGUGGGAUCGGCCCUGGACCCGGUGAGCAGAGCCAAGCACGAGUAUCUGACGGUGCUGCAGAAGAACUACCACAUCUGA
Messenger RNA from Knipowitschia caucasica, 7431 nucleotides. The record is from the annotation of a GenBank genome assembly. Lineage: Eukaryota; Metazoa; Chordata; Actinopteri; Gobiiformes; Gobiidae.